AUGGUCACUUUGCACAAGCGCUUCACGUAUAUGCUGCAGUACUGCAACAAGGUGACGACCAACCUCCGGACCAUGUACUACUCGUCUCGGUCCUCGCGAUAUACGAACUGCAAGUCGACAACGCCGAGCGUCGACGUGACCCAGGACAUGAUCGUGCAGCGAGUGCUGAAAAGCCUCACGCCAUUGCUGCACCAGCUGCCCACGGACCGCUUUGACGCCGAGGGCCGCGCCAAGGUCGAGGCCAUCGUACGCCGUGCGAUCGACGCCAAGCAGCCCAUCACGUUUGUGAUCCCGGCCUUUCCGUUCAAGUCGCCCAACACGACCGAGAAGACGCUCGGCGUGCUUCCGGACCGCGGCGAAGAGCUCGCGAUGGAGCGUCUCGAAACGCUUUGCCAAGAGAUUGAGCGAUUGUACCCGAUCGGCGUCCAGAUGGUCAUUUUCAGCGACGGGCGCAUCUUCAACGACAUCAUUGGCGUCUCGACGGAUGCGAUGGACGCGUACAUGGCCGAGCUCGAGGCCAUGGCGGUCGCGGCCAAGCACAGCCACAUCAAGUUUGACCGGCUCGAACACUACACCACGUCCGAGGACCCCAACCAGGAGCUUCUCGAGCGCUACAACUGCGACAAGAUUGACAUGAAGAAGCUUCUGAAAGACGACGCGGGUGUCCUUGCCACCUACCGCGGCUUCCGGCGCUUCCUCACCAAGGACCUCGCGCACAAGUGGGUCGGCAUGUCCAACUCGGCCAUCGACAAGGCUGCGGGCGCCGCCGCCAAGCUCAUGAUCCAGCGCAACAUGGCCUUCUCGACGCUCGUCGACGACUGCUACCCGGACGCGGUCCGCCUCUCGAUCCACGCCUACGACAACGCGGGCCCCAAGUACGGCGUCGCGCUCAUCCCGCAGCUCGAGAGCUCCAACGGGUCGAUCCCGACCACGCCGUGGCACUGCGUCAUGGUCACCGAUAUGCACGGCCGCGAGUUUUCCGCCAAGCACGAAGACAUUGAUUUGGAGCUGUACGAGCUGCAGUACAAGUUUGGCCGGCCGUGGUGCUACAUGGCCAAGGUCGAGUUGGCCCCCGAGUGGGCGACCCUCAACAUCUCGGUCUCGCCGUGGCGCCAAGGCGUGACGCUGACGAGCCAGAACAACGAGAUGGUGUCGGUCACGGCCGUGCCGCGCCACCUCUUGCGCACGCUCGCGACCAAGUACAGCGUCGUGCUCCUCCGCGGCUUCCGCACCGACGAAGACCUCGACACGGUCGCGUCGCACAUUGGCGAGAUCCUCAUGUGGCCCACGGGCAGCACGCUCGAGCUCAAGCAAGACGGUGCCGCCGGCCUCGCGUCGCGGUCCCACGAACCCAUGGCGUUCCACUACGACGGCAUGUUCAAGCGCAUUCCAGACAGCGACAUUCUCGGCGACGUGCCUUUGUACCAGUUCUUCCAGUGCUUGGCGCCGUACCCCGAGCGAGACUCACCGUUUGGUCGCACCAUGUUUGUCGACACGCGCCGGCUCCUCGCCGCCUUGCCGCCGACGGACGUCGCGCGUCUUCGGACGCUCAAGAUGACGGCGACGACGGCCGCCAACGUCAUGUACGGCUCGGCGACGCUGACGCACCACAUGGACCUCGUGUGCCAGCACCCGGUCGACGGCCAGGAGAUCCUUCGCUUCCACGAGCCGUGGGACGCCGACAAGACCAACCUGCAGCCGACACAGAUUGCGAUCCGCAGCAAGAACGAGGCGGCGACCGAGGCCGACCACGCGAUCGAGCAAGCGUGGGUCUUUGAGACGCUCGUGCCGCUCCUCUACAGCGACGAGUUCAAGUACGCGCACGAGUGGCAAGCCGGCGACUACGUGCUCUCAGACAACGUUGCGCAGCUGCACAGCCGGACGCCCGUGCCGAAAGCAGGCCGGGAGAUCCGCCGCAUCCACGUCAACUAG
Messenger RNA from Saprolegnia parasitica CBS 223.65, 1932 nucleotides. RefSeq lists its product as hypothetical. The record is from RefSeq and is a predicted model, not a curated record. The transcript has a single exon. Gene Ontology annotation, molecular function: oxidoreductase activity. NCBI's taxonomy places the organism in Eukaryota, Oomycota, Saprolegniomycetes, Saprolegniales, Saprolegniaceae. Bases 1 to 1932 code for a protein of 643 amino acids.